Molecule: messenger RNA, 850 nt
Organism: Mus pahari (shrew mouse)
Lineage: Eukaryota; Metazoa; Chordata; Mammalia; Rodentia; Muridae
Gene: Retn
Product: resistin
Exons: 5
Coding region: 71-436 (121 amino acids)
Cellular component (GO): extracellular region
Molecular function (GO): hormone activity
Source: RefSeq, a predicted model, not a curated record
GCUGUGGGACAGGAGCUCAUGCCCAGAACUGAGUUGUGUCCUGCUAAGUCCUCUGCCACGUACCUACGGGAUGAAGAACCUUUCAUUUUCCCUCCUUUUCCUUUUCUUCCUUGUCUUGGGGCUGCUGGGCUCCAGUGUGCCACUGUGUCCCAUUGAUGAAGCCAUCGACAAGAAGAUCAAACAAGACUUCACCUCCCUGUUGCAAGAUGCUGUAAAGAACNUUGACUUAAAUUGCUGGACAGUCUCCUCCAGAGGGAAGCUGGCCUCCUGCCCAGAAGGCGCAGCAGUCCUGAGCUGCUCCUGUGGCGCUGGCUGUGGCUCGUGGGACAUUCGUGAGGAAAAAGUGUGUCACUGCCAGUGUGCAAGGAUAGACUGGACAGCAGCCCGCUGCUGUAACCUGCAGUCUCACAUAGUCCAGGCUGGCCUCAAACGGUAGUCACCAUCACAGAGAAGAGUGGACCUUGGCAGGANUGAGGUUCCAUAGCUCUCAAGUUCACUUUUCACGUUUGUAGAUGUGAUGUCGAAUACCUGUUUUCAACCAGAGGCACCCAGGGCAAUUACACCACCCGGGGCAGAGGAUAUCUUUUUCCUUGUAUCUUGAGCUUAGAAUAAGGUAUAGCCUGGGUGCCAGUAACUGCUAUAGAAUGAGGGCUGGUGAGAUGAUUCAGUGGGUAAAGAUGCUGCUGCCAAGGCUGAUUCCUGGAACCUACAUGAUGGAAGGAGAGAGUCGACUCCAAGUUGUCUUCUCACUUCCACACGGGCACUGAUGCACUUGAGUACCACGUGUGCACACACAGUGAAUGAGAAAGAAAGAAAGAAAGAAAGAAAGAAAGAAAGAAAGAAAGAAAGA